This is a messenger RNA of Penicillium samsonianum, 3093 nucleotides long. RefSeq names its product putative NTP binding protein. The transcript is spliced from 2 exons. NCBI's taxonomy places the organism in Eukaryota, Fungi, Ascomycota, Eurotiomycetes, Eurotiales, Aspergillaceae. The record is from RefSeq and is a predicted model, not a curated record. Bases 1 to 3093 code for a protein of 1030 amino acids.
AUGGACAAAGCUCAUGUCAAAUUGCCCGAUGGACACCUUGUGAAUCUCUCACCACGACCUAUAAGCCAAAGUGCCUACAAAGCGUACCGAGUCGAGUACAAGCGCUCGACAGAGCUCUCGGCAACACCUCCCCCUCGAUACCUACAAGAAGCAAGAUCACCAGAAUAUGCCAUUGCAGGAGGCGCAUCGGGGAAUAUCUCUCAACUGCCAAAAGCUACCAAGCUGCCGGUCCCGAGGGCUCUCAGCGAAAGUCGUAACAAUGAUUCGAGUCAAACGCCUAGUCCCACCGCACUUCCUAAACUGAGCCCAGCCAGCCACCCCUCGGGACGGCUCGGUGAGCAGUCUAGAUCAUUGGACAAAGGUCACGAUCAAUACUGGAAGAAAAUCCGGGACAAAUUGGAGGACUCGCCGUUGUUAACAAGACGUGCCAGGAGCAAGGAAAGUGACAAUACCCAAUCUCCUAACUCGCGCAUAUCAUACCACCGCAGCAGGCUUCCCGCCAGCACUAGCCAAGACCAAGCAAGAUUCCGGGCUGAUAAUAAACCAUCCGGCCUUCCGAGUCCAAGCACUCUCAAUAGCAGUCCUGCGCAGGGGUCGAGGAACGAUGCUUCCACCCCCCAUCCUGUGGACAGCCAAAACAAAUGGCGGAAGCAAGACGACCAAUGGGUCAUGGAUGUUACCGAAACCACGCCCCAGAAAUCAGUGAGAACAGACGCGACGACUGAUUCCAGCCCUGGAUCUCAUCCUUCCGUCUCGCCAGUGUCCGCCGAGGACAGUUCGAUCACCGACUGGGAAGACCGAUUCGUUGUGAAUAUGCCAACUGCAAAAGAUCCCAAUCCGCCAACGAUGACGGCUCAACAAAUUGCUGAGUAUCAAAGAAGCAUUGAACGGCUACGCCGGGACGGCGGGCAAAUGGCAGAUCCGGACACAGUGCCUAGUCGUAACGUGUCUCCCGAGAUCAGAUUCAACCCUGGCGAACAACGAAUCCAGAGCCCAAGGGGGGUCAACACAUAUGACGGGGCGUACGACAAACGUCAAGCGCCGAUCUUGUCACAGGAGCAUUUCCCAUCGCCGCAGCCUCAGCAAAAUGCUCAGCCGGAGCAACUUUCACAGCCUCAGCCCCAGCCCACGACUGCGUCGCAACGUCAAGUAGCUAACCACUACUACAGCCCGGAUGAAAUCGGGUAUAAUCGGAUUAGCACAAUUUGGGAGGAAUCGCCCGCAAAACCGAAGGAGAAGCGACACCCUCAAAACGCCGACGGGUCUUUUUUAGGGUGCAGGGAAAUAUCCGGGGAGAAGAAUCCAGACGAAAUUCUCCGGUUCGCUUCCCCAGACGAUGCCAGUCUGCAUCCACUCCCAUUGGCCCUGGGUUCCAAGAACAAACAGAAGGUGCCAAAGGAAAUGAGGAAAGCGACAGACCGACAAACUACCCACAGAGUCGAGGAGACCGUAAUCCUUCAAGAAGAGCGACCACAAACUUCUCAGAAUUCGAGACCUGCCCAAUGCUCGAAGCCGUCAGCCAUGUACCAGGAUCGGAGUUGCUCCCAGAACCCAUCUCCAAUUUCCCGGACGAGGUCCCAGGACUCGAGCAAGGAGAAUUACCAUUUUACCAGCAGUACACCAGAGCGGUCCGGAAGUCUGGAAGAAAAUCGGGGGGACGACGAUCUGUUCAUUAUCACACCCACUAUCACACGCACUAUGAUUCCCACACCCGACAAAAAAGCAUCUUCGCCAAAGCCGCAAGGGUUGCGUCGUCCUGGUGGCACAAAUCACACAGUCACCGCCGAGGCUAUCAAAGCCGUUCGGGCAAAGGCUCAGAUGAUUUCCACGCCAUCGGGAUUGCGGCCCGGGGGACCCAACAUGAAUAUCAAGCCAACAGGGCGUACCUUGACAACUUCCCAAACGUUGCCAACCAACAGCAUCUUUCAAGACGACGAGGGUCGAAACCAAGAUCAUCCGCAAGAUCGCAAUCCAGAACGAGCAGCAGGUACAGCGUCGAGUACUAUCCGUGGCUUCAUCCGUACCUCCGGGCUGGCCAGAUCACCUACAGAUAGCAUUGCUACGAUCCUGCGCAACCGGACCGAGUCCCUCCGUACACGCGCCGAGUCUCUACGGAAUGGUUCGGGGUCACUCCAGCGUGCAAACCAGAAGCAAUCGCCAAGUCCUCAACCAAUUCUUCCGUCCAGGGACAAUUCGGAAUCAUCACGAUCGGAACGGUCAUUUCAGUCUGCCAAAGAAACCCCACCGGUCACGGCAAAUAGGCCUGCUUCGCCGCCAAAAAUCACCACCACGGAAAACAAACCAGAGGAAAACAAGCAACCUUCCUCACGACCACCUACACCAAGCAAACAAAUAACGAAAAGAGUGACCUUAUCAGAGGAAUCUCCUUCGUCAGCAAAACCUGACAAGCCACCUACAUCAACCAAAAAGAUUCCCGCACUAGCAAAGCCGUCCAAGUUGGAUAAAACCAAGUUGGAGAAAUUCUCCAAGCCUACAAAACCAGCCGCGGAAGAGCACAUGAAGCCCCUGCCUCGUCUCCGUACUUCUGGUAAAGUUUUGGAAAUCGCCGAGCUCGAUGGGCUUCAGGUUGCGAGUCCCAAGGAGUCUCUUCAAUCCAACAUCACAGACGUCUCUGCCGAUCUAGGUGACAUGCACUCCGACGACAAGGAUGAUUCCAACGGCCAGGGACUCAACCCCUUGGCCUUUUCACUUCUUUUCAAUAUCCUUGUUGUUGCCGUCACCCAAGUGAAUAAAGCUCUCCGAAUGGGCACCGAGAGCCCUUACGCCAAAUUUAUGGUUAACAACACCCUGACCAUGACUAGUCACUGUUGGCGUGUCUCCAAAUGCAUCUAUGCCGCGGUGUCUCGCUACCAGGCCACAGGCGCCUGGCCCAAGCCUCGCAGUGAUCAGGCUAUCAGCCAGUUUAUGGUGGAGCUUUUCCAAGCUAUUGUGUAUUUCUUGAUUCUUGGGUUUGCAGCCAUGCUGAUAUCCCGUACUGUUGGCUACGUUGUUCUCGUGAGCAGCUGGGUUGCAUGGUUUGCUAGGCCAUUUGCGUGGGUCUUCCAAUGUGUUGGCCGUGCCCUGAUAAAUUAA